Molecule: messenger RNA, 1662 nt
Organism: Penicillium pulvis
Lineage: Eukaryota; Fungi; Ascomycota; Eurotiomycetes; Eurotiales; Aspergillaceae
Product: sugar porter family MFS transporter
Exons: 5
Coding region: 1-1662 (553 amino acids)
Biological process (GO): carbohydrate transport; transmembrane transport
Cellular component (GO): membrane
Molecular function (GO): carbohydrate:proton symporter activity
Source: RefSeq, a predicted model, not a curated record
AUGAAGCGAUACUUUGGACUCCGGGGUACAUCCCUAAAUAUCAUGAUCAGUAUUAUUGCUGGUCUGGAUUUCUUGCUUUUUGGAUAUGACCAGGGUGUUAUGGGAGGUCUCUUGACUUUGAAUUCAUUUGUCACCACUUUCCCUGAGGUCGAUACCACAAAGGCGGGUGAGAUGGGCCUCAGCCAGUCUCAAAAAAGCAAUCGUUCCUCUACACAGGGUAUCACAAUUGCCUCCUACAACUUAGGUUGUUUUUUCGGUGCCGUCUUCUGUAUUUGGAUUGGUAACUAUCUGGGUCGUCGCAAGACCAUCUUCACUGGCUCAAUUAUCAUGGUGAUUGGUGCAACUCUGCAGUCAUGUGCAUACAGCCUUCCACAUCUGAUUGCUGGCCGCGUGCUCACUGGUAUUGGAAAUGGCAUGAACACUUCGACCGUCCCUACUUGGCAAGCUGAGUGUUCCAAGUCCCACCACCGUGGCCCCCUGGUUAUGCUGGAAGGCUCCUUAAUUGCGGGUGGUAUCACUAUCAGUUACUGGAUUGACCUUGGAUUCUCCUUCCUGGAUCCCAGCUCAGUGGCAUGGCGAUUCCCAAUUGCCUUCCAGAACUUCUUCACGCUCGUCAUUCUCGCCUGUGUGCUUCCACUGCCGGAGUCACCCCGUUGGCUGAUUAUGAAAGGUCGUGAGGAGGAGGCAAUGGAAGUGUUAUCGGCAAUCUUGGAUCUUCCAGAGGGCGACGAAUACAUCCACUCCGAGUUCGCUGCAAUCAAAGAUGCCGUUCUGGACGCCGAUACCGUUAGCUUCCGGGAUCUGUGCACCAUGGAUGAGAACCGUCAUUUGCACCGCGUCGUUCUUGCGUACAUCAACCAGAUGUUCCAGCAAAUUUCUGGCAUUAACUUGAUCACCUACUAUGCUGCCACUAUCUACGAGAACUCGAUUGGCAUGGAUGGUCUCACAUCACGAAUUAUGGCUGCCUGCAAUGGUACCGAGUACUUCCUCGCCUCUCUCAUCCCUAUUUUCAUUAUCGAGAAGGUUGGUCGUCGCAGCCUGAUGUUGGUCGGCGCUGCUGGCAUGUCCCUCUCUAUGGCUGUACUAGCUAUUUGCACUAGCUUUGAGGGAGAGACUAAGCCCGGUAUUGCCGCCGCGGUGUUCUUGUUUGUCUUCAACACCUUCUUCGCUUGGGGUUGGUUGGGUAUGACCUGGCUCUACCCGGCCGAGAUUGUCCCCCUGCGUAUCCGUGCUCCUGCAAAUGCCCUCUCUACAUCCGCAAACUGGAUCUUUAACUUCUUGGUUGUCAUGAUUACCCCCGUCGCUUUCGAGAACAUCGGAUACCAAACCUACAUCAUCUUUGCGGUCAUCAACGCUUUCAUCUUUCCCGUCGUCUACUUCUUCUACCCAGAGACCGCCUACCGAUCCUUGGAGGAGAUGGACACUAUCUUCCAGAAUUCUACCAGUGUCUUCAACGUCGUCUCUGUCGCUCGCAACCAGCCCCACCGCUACGGCAAGAACGGCGAGCUGCUCAUCAACUACCAAGACACCGAAGAGCACCUCCGCCGCGCCAGUCAUGUCUCCGAGAAGCAUGGAAAGACCUUUGCUUCAAGUGGUCAGCUGGAGAGUGGUAAGGGUGCUCAUAUCGAGAACAAUCAGGACAGCAUCUCCACUAGCAGCUAA